Messenger RNA from Dryobates pubescens (Downy woodpecker), 2628 nucleotides. RefSeq names its product 5-hydroxytryptamine receptor 5A-like. Gene Ontology annotation, cellular component: plasma membrane; dendrite. The transcript has 2 exons. Lineage: Eukaryota; Metazoa; Chordata; Aves; Piciformes; Picidae. The record is from RefSeq and is a predicted model, not a curated record. Gene Ontology annotation, biological process: chemical synaptic transmission; G protein-coupled receptor signaling pathway, coupled to cyclic nucleotide second messenger. Gene Ontology annotation, molecular function: neurotransmitter receptor activity; G protein-coupled serotonin receptor activity. Bases 47 to 1162 code for a protein of 371 amino acids.
GUGCUCGUGUGCAGAAGUAGUGAGGGGCCGAGCCAUAGCCUCGGGCAUGGCGGAGACCCUGAGCCCCUGCCCCCCACGGCAGCAGUGUCAGGCCAACCUUGGUGCCAACACGUCGUCAGCUAAUGUGGACACCAACGUCUCCUCGGCUGCCUCCGCACUGGUGGGCAGCAGCACGUGGAGGGCACGGGAGCCCUACUCCAUCUUCACUAUCCUCAUCUUGACGCUGCUGGUGCUCCUGACCGUGGCCACCUUCCUCUGGAACCUGCUGGUGCUGGUGACCAUCCUGCGAGUGAAGGCUUUCCACCGGGUGCCCCACAACCUCGUGGCUUCCACAGCGGUGUCAGACGUGCUGGUGGCGGCACUGGUGAUGCCGCUGAGCUUGGUGAAGGAGCUGUCGGCUGGGCGGCGGUGGCGGCUGGGCCGGGAGCUGUGCCUCGUGUGGGUCUGCUUUGAUGUCAUGUGCUGCACAGCCAGCAUCUGGAACGUCACCGCCAUCGCCCUGGACCGCUACUGGUCCAUCACCCGCCACCUGGAAUACACACUGCUCACCCGCCGCCGCAUCUCCAACAUCAUGAUUGCUCUUACCUGGGCACUCUCUGCUGCCAUCUCCCUUGCUCCCCUCUUUGGCUGGGGGGAGACCUACAGCCCUGAGCAGGAGCUUUGUCAGGUCAGCCAGGAGCCAUCAUAUACCAUCGUCUCCACUGGUGGGGCAUUCUAUCUGCCCCUCUGCGUGGUGCUCUUUGUCUACUGGAAAAUCUAUAAGGCAGCCAAGUUCCGCGUGGGAGGCCGCAGGAGCAACGCCGUGAUGCCCCUGCCCAAGACUGCCCAGGUGAAGGAAGUUUCGCGUGAACCACAGAUGGUGUUUACAGCUCGUCAUGCAGCUAUCACUUUCCAGACAGAUGGAGAAACGUGGAGAGAACAAAAAGAGAAAAAGGCAGCUCUGAUGGUUGGCAUCUUAAUUGGAGUUUUUGUACUGUGCUGGAUCCCUUUUUUCAUCACGGAACUAAUAAGUCCUCUCUGUUCCUGCAACAUCCCACCCGUCUGGAAAAGCAUCUUUCUUUGGCUUGGCUACUCCAAUUCUUUCUUUAAUCCUCUCAUUUAUACAGCAUUUAACAAAAAUUACAACAAUGCCUUCAAGAACCUUUUUGUGAAGCAGAGAUAAAAGGGCACAUGGUGGAGGAAACGAUUCCUUUAUUGCAUAACACAGAGUUCUCGAAGGAAACAUGCCUGUGGUAUUCAGAGUUUUCAUGCGUGAGAGCUACUUGAGGGGAUUUCAGAAGAGUGAAAGAAGAUGGAUGAUGUUUGGAUACAAACCUUUUGGACAGUUUACAGUUGCCCCUUGGAAAGACAUAUGCUGCUCCAGUGCUUGGCAAAGAAGGAUGAAGCAGUGAAGACCUCCCGUCUGCUCUUCGAAUCAAUAUGUGUUAAGGUCUGCAAGUGAAGCACUGCAUGUGUCCAAUACCAUGACUGUCAAAUCUUAACUGGACUGAUCUCAUCUAACAGCUACGAGUGCCAUUCUGUAGUCCUCUCAUCGUUAGCAAAGGCACCGGUGGGAACUGCUAAUUGAGCUAUAGUGAAAUGUUUGUGAGGUGGGCAGGAUGCUGGCUUCCUUUUGGAGAUUUAUUUGGAAGGGAAUAAACAUGCUGUAUUCAAUCAGUGUUUGAACUGACAUGAAAUUAAAAUGGAUGACUAAGCAGCUCAGAACCAUGCCCUGGUAUGAUUGAAGGGCUGCAUGUUCUCUAGCAAGCAGCAGUUCUUGAUGGGAAGUCUUGGUGAAAUACAGGUCUGUUAUGCCCCCUGGGGUUAAGUGACAUUUUAGAGCCAAGUGUAAAAUUAUUCGGAGCUACUGACAACGUGCUCACAUCACUUGCAUGGGAGGAGGAUACAGUGUGGAGUUCUCACUUGCAUUGUACUCUCUCACUCUGCAGGGCUCAGGCUCUUCCUGUUUUCUGAAACCCAGGUGAGCUCAAGAUGGACACCUGACACCUCCAAGUGAAGGGGGCCUGUCUGCAUUAUUUUUGUCAUGCUGCCAUAAACACUCAUUUGUUUUGCAAACUCCAAACAUAUUGUAUUCAAUCACAGGUUUGCUGGCAGCAGCACCUGUCUGCUUAGCUGUGGUAGGCCAGUACCUGCACUGUGUUGUCAGAGGUCCUUGCAUCACAACUGUAUUCAUCAUCUCACCUGAGUGAAGUCCACAAUCUGUCAGCUUACAUCAGCAUCCUCUUACUGUAAGAGAGUCUAAGUGACUCCAGAAACUCUCAAUUUACUCAACAGCAAUCCUUAAAUCGUUUUCCCAAGACCUAACAAACAUAUCCCCCCUGUCCCAGCAAUACAAAUAUAAAUAAGACAAGUAUUUCCAUGCAUACUGCCAAAUCUCUCUCUAUCCAUAUUGCUCUAGUGUGUUUUUACUUCCUUCCCUUCCCCGAAGAGGGAUGCUGAGAGCAUCUCUUGAGUAUUUUUAGCUUGGCAGCCUUUUACUGACAACAGAGUCCCAGCACCCUCUCCUAUCACCUCCUAAUACUAAUUUCAAUACUGUAAGGGCAAAACAGCAUAGCUGCAAUGGGGCUGGACAACAUCACAGCUCCUUCUGAAGCUGAGGUUUCAUGUUUUACACUCCUUUUCUCUGCC